AUGUCGCGGGGCGCAUGCUUAUUGCUCCUCGUAUGGCUCUUGCUGGCGCAGGUCAUCGGCUGUGUCACGCAAGCGAAGCGGGACCGUGCAGACGAUGAGGGACUCGACAAGUACGUGAGCAGACCCGACAUCAUCUCACCCAAAUGGCAGGUCCAGAUCCACGACACUGAGAACAUCGCUCCCGGGUAUUGGUUCCUCUCGCCCUACGCACGGGUUGGGGAGAAGUCGCCUGGCGGAGCAUGGAUCGGGCCCCAUAUCUACGAUGGCAAUGGCAGUCUCAUCUGGAGCGGCUCCUACAUCUUCAACAACCGCAAUGUCAUGGACUUCACGCUGUCGGAGGUGAGAGGGCAACGUCGUCUCACAGCCAUCUUCCCCCCUGGAGAAUAUGGCCCGGUCAUCGAUCGCCACUACCAGGUGUUGGACAAGGUUGCAGUUGGCAAACAGCACAAGACGCUCAACAUGCACGAUUUCCACUUCGUCGAAGGGGGCAACACUCUCAUGCUUCUUACCAGGAACACGAGCGAUUUUUCUACAGCGGAACAGGCUAAGGUCAUCGGGUACGAUGCUCCCUGCCACAUCGGCUCCCCGGGCUUCAAAGACAUCGAUACCACCACUUGGAGCACAAGGUUCGAAUGGAACUCUCGUGACAUAAUACCGCUGGACGACAGUACCCAGGACCAUUCGCCGCUCGAGGACCGAUGUGCUGGAGAUGCAUGGGACUACAUGCACGCAAACGCCGUAGACAAGUUCGACGACGGCCAUUACCUCCUCUCCGCGCGGCACGCAGACACUCUCUACAAGCUCGACAAAGACGACGGACAUGUCAUAUGGCGGCUCGGCGGACGCAAAAGCGAUUUCAGCAUGGGCGACGUCAAUUUCACAAGACAGCACCACGCACGGCUACACAGCCAGAAUAAGACGCACACCAUUGUCACAAUCAUGGACAAUGCCAAAGGCGAGGACGCGCAGGAACCCUCAAGCAAGUGGUCGAGAGCACUAAUGAUCGCCCUCCGCACCGACGUAACGCCAAUGACAGCCGAGCUCAUCCGUGCUAUCGACCAUCCACACAAAGAGUACUCCUGGCGGCGCGGAGCCCACCAAAUCCUGGACAAUGGCAAUUCCUUCGUCUGCUGGUCUGAACAGGCGCUCCAAAGCGAGCAUAGCCCAGACGGGAAGAUCCUGUGGGAAGCACGGUUACAGGUCGACUGGCUCGGCACCUAUCGCGCAACGAAGCACGAAUUCAUCGGGCUUCCGUUCGAACCGCCUGCCGUGCACUCGCAGGUCCUCUCGCACGACGACGAGCCGGGUAAUUCUACCCAUACUAUCGUGCACGUGAGCUGGAAUGGCGCGACGCAAGUCGCGACUUGGGCGCUUUAUAGGACGGACGAGGCAGGCGGAGUAAAGAUGCGUAUCGCUUCUGCGCCGCGAAGCGGGUUCGAGACGCGGGUCGUGACGGAGGGCUACUCGGCUUUCAUCAUCGCCGAGGCUGUAGACAGCGAUGGCGUAAUGCUCGGGGAAAGCGCUGUGAUAUCCACGAUUGGUGCGAGAAAUAUAUCCGCGGCCGCUGCGAAGUCAGAGAAGCAGGGGGAGAACGCGCGGGGUUUUUCCCAGCAUGUUAAUGCGACAUCCAUUGCAGCGUUCCUCGCUGGCGCGAUUGCGAGCGUCGUAGGGGUGUGGGUUGUUGUGCUUUGGCGAGGGCGGCGAUCGUCGGGAGAACGAUGGUUGGGGACAUCGAGAGGCGUGCGGUACGCGCGUGUGGACGGUGGGAACGGCGAGGUGGAAGACGCAGGGUUUGAUGAAUGCAAGUUGGAUGAUUUAAGUGUUGAUGGUGAUGGGGGAAGAACGCCGAGGCGGGACAAUCGUCAGUUCGCUUCUGGCGAUCAUGAAGGCGAGGAUGAUGCCACGGUGUCCAGUGCUACGGCACGAAGUUACUAA
Messenger RNA from Saxophila tyrrhenica, 1935 nucleotides. RefSeq lists its product as uncharacterized. The record is from RefSeq and is a predicted model, not a curated record. Lineage: Eukaryota; Fungi; Ascomycota; Dothideomycetes; Mycosphaerellales; Extremaceae. The coding region runs from base 1 to 1935 and encodes 644 amino acids. The transcript has 4 exons.